AUGUUGUUUAACAAAACCGGCAAUUGCCCGUACACAGAGGCUGUUCAAUCUCCGGAUACCUCCAAUCUCGGAAGGUACUUAAACUAUUGUGACCGCCUGUCCUCGUCCCACACCCACACCCCUCCCCCACCAUUCCCGCUACUAUUCAAUCAAAUCAACACGAUGGCCCCGGCACUGUCAACUUUGAGGUGCCCAAGCCACCCUAUGUUCACCCGUUCCCCAUUUGACAUCACCAAGACGCUCCCGCCCGCAAUCAGCCCCGGUUCAACAUAUGGACAGCUCAUGUUCGAAUCAACGUUAGCAUUCGUCGACAACCAGACUGGUGAGGAUGUAAACAUGAAAAUCAAACUUCAGGGAUAUGGAUCCACUACCUCUUCUCUUUUAGAAGACAAAAUCUAUUUCCUAUCUGGCCGGCUGAUUUCACCAAAUUCAAAAACCCCCCUGGUCCUUUACUACGACCAGGAAAUGACUUUUCCUAUCGCUAAUUCAGAAGGCUACAGUGUUUCACUUGCUAACAAAGCAGGGUGUUACGGAUUUGGGGUCGUUGUUUCCAAGGUAGAAGCAAAGGAUGAAUCAUCAUCUGUGACUCAGUUCAACAAUCUGUUUGUGAAGAUCCGUCACACUGACUACGAUGUUCAAAUUGCGGGCAACCGGAACCUCGCUAAACCUUUUGGCCUAUUCCAAGUUGGUCGAGAGGUGGUCAUCUCAGGCUACAUUGCCAGGUACAGUGUUGAGAAUCGCAUUGUCUGUGUCUGUAUCAGCCGGGAAAAAUCUACCAACGUAACCAACCUACAGGAUGCAGGGCCUCUUAAUGUCAAGACGCGCCGGCCAAUCCAGAUUAAUUUCAAGAGCAACAACAAAGGAUCUGCCCAAGUUCCACUCCCAAAUUCACAGCACAGUGGCCCUGAUGAGGGUUUCUCAAAGUGCAAAGCCGGAAAAUCCUCUGGCCGAGCCAUUACCACCACUCCCCCAAAGAAACGCAAGUACAAAAAGCAUGUUCAAAACAAUGAACAAGAUGAGGACCGAACUAGCGAUGACGACUCCUCCGAUGGAGAAGGCCUUGCAAAACCAACUCAAACUCAAGACAGUAACCCCUUCCAACUUCUCCCACUUGAUCCCCUCCUGAAAUAA
Messenger RNA from Puccinia triticina, 1131 nucleotides. RefSeq lists its product as uncharacterized. The transcript has 6 exons. Bases 1 to 1131 code for a protein of 376 amino acids. Lineage: Eukaryota; Fungi; Basidiomycota; Pucciniomycetes; Pucciniales; Pucciniaceae. The record is from RefSeq and is a predicted model, not a curated record.